AUGAGCGAGGACCAAGCGCAAGGCGUUGAAGCGCCCAGCCAGGUAGCGUCCACCUCAUACCAGCCACGUCCUGCGCGCAAGCAGGUCACACAGGCCAAGUUCAACGCUAUCCGAGAAGCAUUCAGCGCCAGACCCGAAUCGGCAGGCACCUUCAACAUCUGGUACGAGAACUAUGCCGGCGUCGACAGAGAGGAGAACGAAGCUCAAAAGGCAAAGCGAGAGACAAGAUGUGACAUCGCAAGAGACUCUGGCUACACCAAAGCAGACAUCACUCUCAAAACCCAAGCAGCCCGGAUGCAGCAGGGCGCCGCCAUCAGUCCCGACGAGGCGGUCUACUGCUGUAUCCAUUUCGCACGUGGUUGCUGCCCGCAUGGUGUCGAGUGCAACUUCCUUCAUCGAUUACCCCGCCCCAAUGACUUUCCCAGUCAAGGCCGCGACUGCUUUGGUCGAGAGAAGCUCGGCAACUACAAGGACGACAUGAGCGGCACCGGGUCCCUCUCAAAGAUCAACCGCACCUUAUACGUUGGUCGCAUCCACGAAGAGCACGGAGUCUCAGCACCAACCUCGACCAACACGGCAUGGCGUGAUGGCGGCAAGACACUCAAAGGAGGCCGUAGCGUCAACGACGCCAAGAAACACAAUGGCCCACGCCAGCGACAAGACCCCAAAACUUAUCGACCGCAGCAUAACUCGGUUCGCCCCGAUACCGAUAACGCCACGGAGCGGGUAGUGCGCCGCCAUUUCAGCGAGUGGGGAGAGAUCGACCGCCUGCGUGUGCUUAUCGGCCGAUCGUGUGCCUUUGUCACGUACAAGUACGAAGCCAACGCGCAGUUUGCAAAGGAAGCCAUGCUCAACCAGUCGCUCGACCACAACGAAAUCAUCAACGUACGCUGGGCCUCGGACGAUCCCAAUCCAGCUGCGCAGAAGCGCAACCAGGAGCAGAUGCGUCGCGCAGGUGAGCGAGCUAUCAUGGCGGGUAUGUCGACGCAAGCCAUCGAAGCUCAGCAAGCAUUGCGCGCACUCGAGGCGCUGGAGCAUCCUACAGCUCAUGACGACCACGAUGCUGCUGGAAAACGUCGCAGAAUCACACAGCAGGCGACGGACGAGGAGGAGGAGCUGCGCAGGCUCGAAGAGGAGAACGAACGUGGAUGGGCCGAGUUGGCGCGAGAGAGGCAAGCUGCAUUGGCUGCUGCUGCACAGGCCCAAGCACAGGCACCAUCAAGUCAAGCUCAAGCCGCGUCCCCUGUCCGCAAUGCCAACGGAUCGCUGCUCAACUCAGAAACCAUGUCCAACCUGGCUUCUCUGCAAACGCUUCGUCCCAAGCAAAAUACCCAACCACCUGCCGCUUCGAACGGCCUUGGCAGUCUGGCAGCGUACGGCAGCGAUAACGAAGACGACAGCUGA
This is a messenger RNA of Sporisorium graminicola, 1404 nucleotides long. RefSeq lists its product as uncharacterized. Gene Ontology annotation, cellular component: Prp19 complex; U2-type catalytic step 2 spliceosome; U2-type catalytic step 1 spliceosome. Gene Ontology annotation, molecular function: pre-mRNA binding; U6 snRNA binding; metal ion binding. Lineage: Eukaryota; Fungi; Basidiomycota; Ustilaginomycetes; Ustilaginales; Ustilaginaceae. The record is from RefSeq and is a predicted model, not a curated record. The coding region runs from base 1 to 1404 and encodes 467 amino acids. The transcript has a single exon.